Messenger RNA from Theobroma cacao (cacao), 2868 nucleotides. RefSeq names its product Galactose oxidase/kelch repeat superfamily protein (gene LCR). The record is from RefSeq and is a predicted model, not a curated record. Gene Ontology annotation, molecular function: protein binding. Lineage: Eukaryota; Viridiplantae; Streptophyta; Magnoliopsida; Malvales; Malvaceae.
CUCUCCUUAGAUAGAUCUCUUCAAUUUCUUCUUGCUCUCUCGCCUCACAUUUCUCUGUCUUUCUUCACGAUUUUUGUUUGUAUUUCCUUCGCGGCUUCUGUCAUUUCUGGGUUUUUUUUCUUCUUUUUAUUUCUGACAAUUAUUAGGUGAUUUAGUCGUAGGUUAUCUUGUGUUACUCUGUUGUCCAAUGUUAGGUCCUUUCGUUUGCAUUUCUCGUUUUGAGAUUUUUGUUUAAUUGCUGUUAUGCGGCUGUCGUGUUUCUCUGUCAAUUUGUUGUUUUGUUUUUCUUUUCAGGCUUCCGCAUGUUUAUUACAUUGCAAAUAUCAUUAUUACUUAUCUCUACUCUUUUGCACAACAAUUAGUGAGUGAUGCCAUUUUUAAGUUUUCACCACUAUUCUUUCAUCGUAUUCCAAUCACGUAGAUUCUCUUUUAACUCCUUUGCGCUUUUGUUUUCCUUAUCCCCUUUUUGUAAUUUUUAGUUUUUUUUUUCUUUAUUAGGGGUUGAUGCUGUUUCCUUUCAUCUUGUCAUGGUCAACUUUGAACUUGCUGACCAUUGCCUUUUGAUAAAUGAUACUUGAAUAUCUACUCUUGUUGAUUAGUCUGUGAUUAUGGUUGACUAUGAAUGUGGAAUCUCAUUUAUUAACUGUUUGCCUCAUGAUUUUCCAGGAAAACCUUGGCGUAAACCUUAAUUUUGUACUAAUUAUCAGUCCAUAGACCAAUCAGCUCUCCUAAUUCUUUUCCCUUCCUAAAUGACAAGAAAUAUAGAAAGUUAAUUUACUAGUAAUUCUACAAAAUCCAGGGCCUUGGGCAAACUGUUGUAGGACUUUACUCAUGUCAAGGUCUCCUUAAAAUCUUUUGAUUUUUCAAAUGAAUGUGGAGUGGACUGGCUUCUUGGUCAAUUCAUAAUGCUCAGCUUGUGUGUGUGUGUGCUCAUUUCAUUUGUCAAUUCUGUUGGUUCCCUUGUUGAUACUCCACGGUAGGUGUUUCUCUCAAUAUUUCUGUAUAGAUAUGCUUUAUGGAAAAGCAUUCCUCACAUAGUUGAAAGUUUCUUUUAAUAGUUCAUGUAGUUUGACAGCAUAUUGGUGUCAACAUUCUAUUAAAUGACAGGAAGAAAUGAGGUCUUUGGCUGUGCAGUGAUAUGAAUUUGGGCUCUUUCACUAGAUACCAUAAACAUCCUGUUGCACAUAUUCUGGAUUCAUAUAAAUUACUAAGAAAUACAGACUGAAUGGUGAAAGCAAUUACAAUGACUUGGGAGAGUUAUGUGUAACUGAUUAGGUGGUGCUUCCCCAAUAUCGAUGAUAGUUCUGCAGAUGAUUACUACAGUCUCGUAAUGGCUGCUGGGAAAUCUGGAAGUUGUAAGAUGUUGGAAUCUUUCAAGCCUCCGCCAAGCAAGAAAUCACGAAAGGAGCGGAACCGAGGGAAAUUACCUGGAAGUACCCCUACACAUGAGGUUAUGGAACAAGUUAUUUGGAAAGAAUUCCCAGAAGACCUUUUUGAAGCUGUCAUUGCUAGACUUCCCAUUGCCACAUUUUUUCGCUUCCGCUCAGUAUGCCGUAAAUGGAAUUCUUUGCUGGACUCACAAAGUUUCUCUCAGCAUUGUGCCGAAGUCCCACAAGCCAAUCCCUGGUUCUAUACCAUUACUCAUGAAAAUAUGAAUGUUGGAGCCAUGUAUGACCCCUCCUUUAGGAAAUGGCACCACCCCACAAUCACUUUUCUGCCAGCGAAGAUGAUUGCUCUGCCAGUUGCUUCUGCAGGUGGUCUAGUUUGCUUUCUUGAUAUUGGUCAUAGGAACUUUUAUGUCUGCAACCCUUUGACUCAGUCAUUUAAAGAGUUGCCAGCUAGGUCAGUUAAAGUGUGGUCGCGUGUUGCUGUGGGUAUGACUCUGAAUGGGUAUUCAACUGUUAGAGGUUACCAGAUCCUGUGGGUGGGUUGUGAUGGAGAGUAUGAAGUUUAUGACUCAGUAAAGAAUUUAUGGAGUCGACCAGGAAACAUGCCCCCAAACAUUAAGCUGCCACUAUCACUGAACUUUCGGUCACAAGCAGUUUCCAUUGAUAGCACACUUUACUUCAUGCGGUCAGACCCUGAAGGGAUUGUGUCCUACAAUAUGGUUACUGGGGUGUGGAAGCAAUUUAUUAUCCCAGCCCCACUACAUCUGAGUGACCACACACUUGCAGAGUGUGAGGGCAGGAUCAUGCUUGUGGGAUUGCUGACCAAAAAUGCUGCCACUUGUGUGUGCAUAUGGGAGCUGCAGAAGAUGACGCUCUUGUGGAAGGAGGUUGACAGAAUGCCAAACAUAUGGUGCUUAGAGUUUUAUGGGAAGCACGUUAGAAUGACUUGUUUGGGCAACAAAGGUUUGCUCAUGUUGUCAUUGAGAUCAAGACAAAUGAACCGAUUAGUUACAUACAAUGUGAUGAGCAGGGAAUGGCUGAAGGUUCCUGGAUGUGUUGUACCACGGGGAAGAAAGCGACAGUGGAUUGCAUGUGGCACUGCAUUUCACCCGUGCCUGACUGCGACUGCUUGAUUUCCAACCCUUCACUGUGUUUCUGGCAGCACUGGCAUUUAAAAGAUGGUUUUUUCCAAUUUUUCUGAAUCUGCCACUGCAUUUAUGCUUGGCAGAUAACAAGCUUUUGCUGCCAGUUUCUCAUCAGCCGAAUUUUCUUUAUUUGUUUUAAUGGAGUAAAUGACAGUUCUACAAGAUUGACCAUUUUCUUUAUUUUCUUGUUUUGUACAAACAUGUGGAUGAAUAACUUUAGUUUCAGAAGAGACUUGUUUUAAGUGCAGCCGUUUGCAAAUAGCUGUGCAAGAGCUCUGUUAGUCUGUUUAAUUAUGGUGAAUUAAGAUAAUAGUACACAGAGAAUUGAGUGGUUA